This is a messenger RNA of Encephalitozoon hellem ATCC 50504, 777 nucleotides long. RefSeq names its product putative 40S ribosomal protein S8. The transcript has a single exon. Gene Ontology annotation, biological process: maturation of 5.8S rRNA; maturation of LSU-rRNA. The coding region runs from base 1 to 777 and encodes 258 amino acids. Gene Ontology annotation, cellular component: preribosome, large subunit precursor; nucleolus. Lineage: Eukaryota; Fungi; Microsporidia; Unikaryonidae. The record is from RefSeq and is a predicted model, not a curated record.
AUGCCUCAAAACGACUUUGUGGAAAGGCAUAUAAAGAAGUAUGGGAGGCGUCUGGACUACGAGAUAAAGAAGUAUAAGAAGGAAAGAAGAGAGGAGAAACUGGUGUCAAAGAAGGCAAGCAAGCUCUUUGGAAUAAAGGCAAAGCUGUUUGCUAAGAAACAGCGCGCUGCAAAGAUCCAACUGAAGAGGGACAUGAAGGUGAAGGAAUCUAGCAAAAAGAAUAUAGAGGUUAAUGUUGAAAGCAACCCACUUCCGCACUUCUUGCUUGACAGAGAGAUGGAGGAAAAGGCCAGAGACAUCAACAACAAGAUCAAGCAACAAAGGCAGGAGAAGGGAUCGAAGUACUCUGUCCCCUUGCCUAAGAUCCACCCUCUUCCGGAGAAAGAGGUGUUUGGGGUUGUUGUGAGUGGAAAGCGCAAAUCUAAGCACUGGAAGAGAAUGGUUACCAAGCCUUGCUUUGUUGGAAGCGACUUUACUAGGAAACCUCCAAAGUACGAGAGGUUCAUAAGGCCUAUGGCAAUGAGGUUCAAGACUGCACAUGUAAGCCAUCCGGAAUUGAGUUCGACAUUCAACCUCAAGAUAAUAGGGCUGAAGAAGAAUCCCCACUCGGAGGUCUACACCGGCCUUGGGAUAUUAAGCAAAGGAACUAUUAUAGAAGUGGAUGUUAGUCCCCUUGGGCUUGUCAACGGGUCUGGCAAGAUCAUAUGGGGAAAGUAUGCCCAAAUAACAAACAACCCGGAAAACGAUGGGUGUGUGAAUGCCGUUCUUCUGGUAUAA